Molecule: messenger RNA, 3096 nt
Organism: Phycodurus eques (leafy seadragon)
Lineage: Eukaryota; Metazoa; Chordata; Actinopteri; Syngnathiformes; Syngnathidae
Gene: stxbp1b
Product: syntaxin binding protein 1b
Exons: 21
Coding region: 279-2213 (644 amino acids)
Biological process (GO): neurotransmitter secretion; vesicle-mediated transport; intracellular protein transport
Cellular component (GO): plasma membrane; secretory granule
Molecular function (GO): syntaxin binding
Source: RefSeq, a predicted model, not a curated record
GGUCCUUAAGUCUCAUCCCAGGUCUGGAAAGAGAUCUCCAAGGGGGUAGGCGCAGCAGCCAGUUUGUCUUCCGGCUACCACCCCCAAACCAACGGCCAGACGGAGCAGCCAAAUCAAAAUCUGGAAUCCGCUCUUCAUUACAUUGAUGCUCGCCAUCCUGCCUCCUGGUGCACCUUCCUCCCGUGGGUGGAAUAUGCCCACAACUCCCUCACCUCAGAAAAAUAAGUGGCUGGUGGAUCUUCAACGAUCCCCUACUCUGGAAUACAAGCCAUGGCCCAAUGGUUAAGAUCAUUGCCUGCCACCGUGGGGGACCGAGGUUUAAGACGCCGACUGGACCAUCCGCCAACAUCCCCCGGAGUCACGGCUGUGGUGUCCUUGAGCAAGACACUGAUACCCGUAAAUGCUCCACGGGCACUUCAGCUGUCCCCUACUCCAAGAUAAUGAACGAUGUUAUCAAGAAGGCAAGAGAAAAUGGAAAAUGGAAAGUGCUUGUGGUGGACAAGCUGAGUAUGAGGAUGAUUUCCUCCUGCUGCAAGAUGACAGACAUCAUGACAGAGGGAAUCACCAUUGUAGAGGACAUAUCCAAGCGACGGGAGCCUCUGCCCAGCAUGGAGGCCAUUUAUCUGAUAACACCCUCAGUUGAGUCUGUUGAGGGUCUAAUUGAUGACUUCAGAGAUCCACGGUCUCCGAGGUAUCGAGCAGGCCACGUCUUCUUUACUGACGCAAUUCCAGACUCCAUGUUUGGACUCUUGACCAACUCUCGCGCCGCCAAAGCCAUGAAGGCCUUGACUGAGAUCCAUGUAGCCUUUCUGCCCUAUGAAUCUCAAGUCUUCUCCCUGGAUAAAGUAGAUGCCUUUCAGGACUUCUACAGCCCCUUCAAAGCUGAUGUGAAGAACAAUAUGCUUGAAGGUUGCGCUGAGCAGAUUGCCACUCUCUGCGCUACGCUCAAAGAAUAUCCUGGAAUCCGAUACAGAGGAGAGUACAAAGACUGCGCUGUUCUGGCCCAAAUGCUACAGGACAAGCUGGAUGGCUACAAGGCUGAUGACCCCAGCAUGGGAGAGGGACCAGAUAAGUGUCGAAGUCAAGUAAUCAUCCUGGACCGAGGAUUUGAUCCCGUGUCACCACUUCUACAUGAGCUCACUCUUCAGGCAAUGGCCUACGACCUGCUAGGCAUUGAGAAUGAUGUCUACAAGUUUGAGACCAGUGGCAUGGGGGAAACUAGGACAAAAGACGUACUGCUGGAUGAGGAUGAUGACCUGUGGUUGACUCUGAGACAUAAACACAUUGCUGAAGUUUCAACGGCUGUGACUCGCUCUCUGAAAGAAUUUUCUGCCAGCAAAAAAAUGAACACAGGAGAAAAGACUACAAUGAAGGAACUGUCUCAGAUGCUGAAGAAAAUGCCCCAGUAUCAAAAGGAGCUAAGCAAAUAUUCAACCCAUCUUCACCUGGCUGAGGAUUGUAUGAACCGCUACCAGGGCACUGUUGACAAACUCUGCCGUGUGGAACAGGACCUUGCAAUGGGUACCGAUGCAGAGGGCGAGAAGAUAAAAGAUCCCAUGAGGCUUAUAGUACCCAUCUUACUGGAUACCAACGUCAGUGUCUCUGACAAGAUCCGCAUCAUUCUGCUUUACAUCUUCCUCAAGAAUGGUGUGACCGAAGAAAACUUGUGUAAAUUGCUCCAGCAUGCCAGCAUCCCACCCGAGGACAGUGACAUCAUUUCCAACAUGGCACACAUGGGUGUGCCUAUCGUCUCUGAGGGAACUGCCAAGAAAACCAAAAAGCCUGACCGUAAGGAACGAAUCAGUGAGCACACGUACCAACUUUCAAGAUGGACUCCUCUCGUCAAGGAUCUCAUCGAGGAUGCCAUUGAGGAUAAACUUGACAUUAAGCAAUACCCAUACGUUUCCCAGAGACAAGCAUCAGCCAAAGCCAGUGCUCCAUCAAGUACUGCCCGCUAUGGUAACUGGCACAAAAACCGGGGUCCCACAGAGGUGAAGACUGGGCCAAGGGUUAUUGUCUUCGUUAUCGGAGGCAUGACCUACAGUGAGAUGCGCUGUGUGUAUGAGGUCACCCAAACCAAUGGCAAAUGGGAGGCCAUAAUUGGUUCCACCCACAUCCUCACCCCUCCCAAAUAUCUGAAGGAACUACAGCACCCAGAUUUCCUGGAUCCCAACGCUCCACCUGAGGCCACUGAGGAGCAGUCAGCACAGUAAUAUAUGGAGGAUCAACUGAAAUUUUCACACUUCAUUCCAAAAACGUUCAAAAGACUUGAGGAGCAAAGAAAACAAUGAAGAGAAUUUCCUUUCGCGCCCCAAAGCACCCAAACGGCCGGUUUUCCCACCUACACCUCCGCCCAGAUGUUUAUACAAAUAUAAGAAUAUUCAUACUCUUAUAUUUCAUAUAAAGCACUUGCAAACUUUUUUUUUUUUGUCAAUAAAUAUAGUAAAUUGUGUUUAGUCAGUGUUUAUUAAGCAAGAUUGUAUUUAUUUGGACGGUUUUCUUUAUUGUGCAGUGUGUUUAUUUCUACAUGUGAAAUAGUUUAGCUCGAGGAAUUAUGAGGUUCAAAUGGUAUGGAAUUCCACCAUCUUAUAUUUGAUGCAAUCACAUGAACUGUGUCGGGAAAAACUAGAGGAGGUGUUGAAUUCCUCUUGAAGUAGAUGCUUUAGUCGAGUCGACAUUAGUUUGGGUAAUAGCAGGAGCCAAUUAAUUACAUUUGCCAGCUCGAAGACGAAACUAGAAAAUACUUCAGUUAAAAUGUUUUGUUGAUUGAAAAAUCCAUAUUGGGCAUAUUUGGGUGCGCAUAGAUACCAAUCUCCCCUUUGUUUUUGUCAAUCAAUGUGCUGUCUCCCUUUAUUUUCUGUGUUGUUGCCCAUUUCCUUGGGAUAUGUUGUAAUUCUAUCGUACUUGUGCUUCUGAUUGAAAUGUCUAUUCUUGUUGUAAAUACCUGAUGAAUAAUUGAGUUGCUAUAAAUGGUAUCAUUAAAUCCAUACUGUAACAUCCCUCCCAUUUGAUGUGCAUCGUAAAUGUAAGCAACACAGUGUAUGCUCUUAACAAAAAGGAUAGGCGCAUCGCGGGAAUUAAAGAUGACAAAAUACA